Raphanus sativus (radish) is the source of this 1002-nucleotide messenger RNA. RefSeq lists its product as uncharacterized. NCBI's taxonomy places the organism in Eukaryota, Viridiplantae, Streptophyta, Magnoliopsida, Brassicales, Brassicaceae. Bases 51 to 911 code for a protein of 286 amino acids. The transcript has 9 exons. The record is from RefSeq and is a predicted model, not a curated record.
UCAUUACUCUCUUCCCACAGGUACAGAGAGAAGAGAGAAAGAGAGGAGAAAUGGGAUCCUUAUCGGCAGCCACAGUCUUACCGUUCCAUCUCCGUCGCCAAAACAAGCAGCGAUCAGGAGGUCUCUACGACCGUCGCCAUGAGAAUCUACCCGUCGGCGUUUCGUCUUCACAGAAGAGAUGGCUCCUCUACGUCCCGGAGACGAAGCUGAAACGAGAGACUCUGAGGAGGCUCGGUUUCGUGGCAAGAGCUGCUGACUCCACGAGCUCCUCUCCUUCCGUGGUGUCUUCCGCUGAUAAAACUUUGAUCCCUGACGAUGAAUUCACUCUAGCCAAGAUUUCAUUUGGUGUUAUUGGGCUAGGUCUCGGUGUCUCGCUCCUCUCUUACGGUUUCGGGGCAUACUUUAACAUCCUUCCUGGAUCUGAGUGGUCUGCUAUUAUGCUCACUUAUGGAUUUCCACUUGCUAUUAUCGGUAUGGCUCUCAAGUACGCAGAACUCAAGCCAGUUCCUUGCUUGAGUUAUGCAGAUGCGGUGAAGCUUAGGGAGACCUCUGCUACUCCUAUUUUAACCCAGGUUAGAAAUGAUGUGACGAGAUACCGUUAUGGAGAUGAACAACAUUUGGAAGAAGCACUAAAACGGAUCUUUCAGUAUGGAUUGGGCGGAGGAAUACCAAGACGUAGUGCACCUAUCUUAACGAUGAUAAAGGAAGAGGUCAUGACCGAUGGUCGUUACUGCCUGGUCCUUGUAUUCGAGGCCAAAGCUCUCGAGUUGUCAGAUUUCGAAAAAAGACAGGCGAAAUUUACUUCCUUCUUUGGACCAAACAUCACUGCAGAAGUCGGUAAAGGAGAAAGUGACGAUCUCUAUGAAGUAAGACUGAUUUCUAACGUCUCUGCAUCUUCAACGACCUCUUGAAUAUGAACAAAGCAUAUACGAUCACUUUCCUCUUGUAUAUCAACUUUGUAUAAUCAUCAUCAUAUGUAUAAAAAGUUCAGAUAUCUCUUUU